Messenger RNA from Papilio polytes (common Mormon), 965 nucleotides. RefSeq lists its product as uncharacterized. Bases 173 to 706 code for a protein of 177 amino acids. The record is from RefSeq and is a predicted model, not a curated record. The transcript is spliced from 4 exons. NCBI's taxonomy places the organism in Eukaryota, Metazoa, Arthropoda, Insecta, Lepidoptera, Papilionidae.
UACAAACAUUUAUCAGACUUAUACAUAUAUGAAAAACAUGUGACCUCGUGAAUGGUAGAUAAUUUUAAACUUGGCACAGAUUCAUUGACACAGGGAUUCCAUUGUCAAAGAAGUGCCUGCAGGUAGCACUGCUGUUCUGAAUUGUAAUAGCAAUGAUUAUGCCCACAAUUUUAUGUUUUGGCUUGUCAAUAAAACAAAAGUAAUUGGCCCUGACAAUGACUUUGAUGAGCGGAAAUAUAAAUAUAAUGUUUUAUCGGGAAAACUAAAGAUAAAUAAUGUAUCGCCAAGUGAAUCUGGCCAGUAUGUAUGCUUAUCAAAACAUCUUGAUGGUUCAAAAAUCUCAGCCGGUGAAGUAGAGAUGAUAGUAAAAGGUUCAACAUUCUCAGCGAUAGAUGCAGUGAAACUUGUUGCUAUUGUGGUGUCUAUCAUUGUCAUCAUUGGUUGUGCUGUUAUUUAUUGGCGACUAAGGAAACAAUGGAGAAAGUAUGAUGGACGGACAGUUGUACCAGUGGAUGAAGUUGAAGAGGAGGAUGGGGAUGAAAUUUACAACCGCACCACAAAGGCCAUCACUCCAGUAGCUGGACCCAGCAGGAAUGUAUCAUCUGAACAUUUAUUGUAUGGCAUAGACAAUCAGGGCCUUGACACUGAUUUUAAUUCAGUGUUUGAAAAUAUACAGAUAAAAACACCAAGCCCUAGUCUUAUAUAAAAUUCUAUUUAUUAUUUAUAUUGAUUUCUAACUCUUCAAUAGUACUGUAGUUUUAAUUCAGUCAGAACAUUUGCAGGCACAUUUUAAUGUAACUUGUAAGUAUUAAGAAUAGUAAUGUAAAAAUAUUGUAUUAUUUAUAUUCAAGAAUAAAUAUAAUAUUAAUGUUUUGGUUUCAUUAAACUGCUGAUGCAAAAAUGGGAUUACUUUAAUGACCAAUGAUCUAUUUACUUAGCAAAUUAUUUUACUUUAAGUUGCAGCC